Pterocles gutturalis (yellow-throated sandgrouse) is the source of this 1349-nucleotide messenger RNA. It is a transcript of the gene CDC20B, whose product is annotated as cell division cycle 20B. The annotation marks the transcript as partial. Gene Ontology annotation, cellular component: anaphase-promoting complex. Lineage: Eukaryota; Metazoa; Chordata; Aves; Pterocliformes; Pteroclidae. Gene Ontology annotation, molecular function: anaphase-promoting complex binding; ubiquitin ligase activator activity; protein binding. The record is from RefSeq and is a predicted model, not a curated record. Gene Ontology annotation, biological process: positive regulation of ubiquitin protein ligase activity; positive regulation of anaphase-promoting complex-dependent catabolic process; anaphase-promoting complex-dependent catabolic process. The transcript has 10 exons.
UGACACUUCAGGUACCUAAGAAACUCUCUGUCACAAAAACUGUUGUGACUCUAUGUAGCAGUCAUGCUGCAGCAGCAUUGGAAGGGAGGAAUAACAGGAGAGAUGAAAUGGAAAAGGUGCAGGCAUUACUUGUUGCUUUUUUGAUAAUCUCAAAUAAACCUAUGCUCCAGCAACCCACCGGUAACUUCUUAAAAAUUGACUUCUUACAAAAAGCAUGGCAUGUCGACUGCACCACUCAGCUUGGCGUCAUCUGCAAAUUUGCUGAGGGUGGACUCAAUCCCACUGCCUAUGUUGUUGAUGAAGAUAUACAGUACUGGUCCCCAUUUCUUCAGUCACGUUUUCACUUCAAUGUAUUGGCAGGAUUGUCCUUUUCAGGAUCCAGUGGUCCAGGAGCAUAUAGCAUUGCAGAAAGUGGUGAUGUGAAGGUCUGUGAAAAAAACAAUUGCAUCUGGAAAGGAUGCCGAGAGGCGACCCAGAGUGAGUUUAGAGCUGUUACCAACAUGAAGCCUUCCAUGCCAUUGGAGCCAGAAGUGAGGCUUCAUAUUGCUGGCUUGCGCAAUGAUUACUAUCUAAACAUACUGGACUGGAGCCUUGAAAAUCUCAUUGCUGUUGCUGUAGGAUCUGCUGCACACGUCUGGAAUGGAGGAACUCUUCAAGCCAUUGAAAGCAUUGAUUUGAAGUCCAGUUCCAAAUACAUUUCAUCUCUGGCUUGGAUAAAAGAAGGAACUUGCCUUGCGAUUGGCACCAGUGAUGGAGAAGUGCAACUGUGGGACAUUGAAACCAAAAAGAGGUUGAGAAAUAUGUUUGGUCACUUGUCUGUAGUUGGAGCUCUGAGCUGGAAUCAUUAUAUUCUGAGCAGUGGUUCACGACUAGGAUCUAUUCAUCACCAUGAUGUUCGGGUUCCUCGGCACCAUGCUGGGACUCUUUGCCAAAACAAACAAAGCAUUUGCAGCCUGAAAUGGUCACUAACCAACCAGUUUCUGGCAAGUGGGUCUAGUGAUGGUAUAUUGAAUAUCUGGCCUAGUGACCCUGGUGUGAAAUUGCAGUCACAGCCACUGAAAACCAUGCCUCAUUCCUCAGCAGUUAAGGCUAUGAACUGGUGUCCUUGGCAGUCUAAAGUCCUUGCUACAGGGGGUGGAAUGAAAGAUGGAAUUUUGCGUGUCUGGGACAUAAAUCGUGAGAAAAUCAUCCAAAGUGCAGCUACAGAUUCUCAGGUUUGUUCCUUGCUCUGGUUACCCAAAACCAGUGAACUGAUGACUGCACAAGGCCUUCCUGGAAAUCAGAUGAAAAUAUGGAAGUAUCCCAUGCUUAUCAAUUCAUCAGAACUCUAUGGCAAGUAUUUCACUUAA